UUAACGUAAUUAACUUUAUGACAUCAGCUGCCGUUCCUACUUUCCUCACCGGCUUCAAGUUCCAGCCGCUCCGUUUGGAAGCAGGACAGAUCCACCGGGACAUAGAGGACCACAGAAAGACAGACCACGACCCGAACCGGUCUUCCUGCAGGUUGCCGAGCCGCUGAAAGGCGUGCUGUUCCGGGCCGUGCCAGGCUCAGACGGGAUGCCUUGGAAGAAUCUUGCCGUCCAGCCACAGGCCACCGCUGCUGUGCUCAUCUGAUAAAUAUAGGACACACCGAGGCAGGAGGGAGGCGAGAUGGGCUUCCUGCACCAGCUGCAUCUCUUGCUGUGGAAGAACAUCUCCCUGAAGAGGAGAGGCCCGUGGGUGCUGGCAUUUGAAAUUUUCAUCCCACUAGUCCUAUUCUUCAUCCUACUGGGUCUGAGGCAGAAGAAACCAGCGAUCCCCGUCAAGGAAGUGUCUUUUUACAGUGCAGCGCCGCUCACCUCAGCCGGCAUCAUUCCCAUCAUGCAGUCGCUGUGCCCGGACGGACAGAGGGAUGAGUUUGGAUUCCUGCAAUACAAGAAUUCUACAGUGACUCAGCUGCUGGAGCGAAUCAGUGAAGUGGUUGAACAGAACCGCCUCUUCACAUCUGACAGACCGGGUUUGGGUCAGGAUCUGGAGACCCUGCAGCAGCACCUGGAGAGCCUCAGCACUGCACCUUUACCGCCCGACUAUGGCUUCAACAGCAGCAGCCAAGGCUUCCCACUGGCUGCCGUGUUGAAGAACCAGGAAGGUUUCCAGCAGUUCUUGGUCAGGAAUCUUUCCCUCUCCAACUCCACAGCUAGCACGCUGCUGAACAGCUCAGUGAACCUCCAAGAGGUGUACAGACUGAUCUUCGAUAGUUCCCUCAGAGACAGUGGAGGGCCAACCAGCUGGAUUCAUGGGCCAAAAAUCCUGAGUAAGAAACCUGCAGACAAGCUUCUGCAGAUUAAGGGGAAGCUGCUGGGUGGUGUUCAGAGUAUGGAUGGAGGUGAAGAUCCAGGCAGAGCAGCAAACAGGAAGGCUGUGGUCCAGAUCAUAUCCUGGGCGCUGGGCCUGUCGGCCGCCUCUGGCAGCCGGGCCGAGCAGCUUCAGGGCAUCCAGGAGCUGGAGGGAGUUCUCUUGACUGGAUCCAUGCUGAAGUUCCUGACCUGUGGGGAGCGUGGCGACAUUCAGCUCAGGAAGAUUCUGCUGGUUCCCGAGAAGCAACAGACUGCACUGCAGGCAUAUCACAGCCUCAUGUGCAGCCGAGAGGAGGGUCAAAGGUCAGAGCGCUUCAGACAGCUGAGCAAGGAGCUUCGAGAGCAGAUUAACACUCAAAGUGUUGCUGACCAGGCCGGCCCUGUGGCCCCCCUGUCCCAGUCCCAGCUGGGUGCCCUGCUGAAGGACCUGGCUGAUGUGGAGAGGCUCCUGAAGGACGUGGACCUGCUGUCUGGACUGGCUCGCCUCCUGCCCAAAGGAGCAUGCGCCGGGCAAAACCCAGUAUCCACGAUCAACGGAACGUGGCCUCUGAACGCCACCACAUGGAGCAUCAACACAACAGAUGUUCCCAGAGAAGACGGAGAGGAAGGGGUGGAGGGCGGAGGGAAGAAGGAGGGGGAGGAGAAUCCUCACUCUCAGUUCUCAGCAUUUGUUCAGCUGUGGGCAGGACUGCAGCCCAUUCUGUGUGGGAACAACAGAAUCAUUGAGCCAGAGGCGCUGAAGCAGGGGAAUAUGAGCUCUCUGGGAUUCACCAGCAAAGAACAAAGGAACCUGGGCCUGCUCGUUCACCUGAUGACUACAAAUCCCAAGAUCCUCUACUCCCCCAUUGGCUCUCAGGUGGACAAAGUGAUUCAGAAGGCGAAUGAGACAUUUGCAUUUGUUGGGAAUGUGACUCACUACACCCGGGUGUGGCUGAGCAUCUCUGCCCAGCUCAGGACUUUUCUGGAGGAGGGCCGCCUGCAGAGCCAUCUGCUGUGGCUCCAGCAGCUGUCCUCAGAGCUGCAGCAGCAGCCGGAGCUGCUGAACGGCACCAACAACGAGCUGAUGCAGGCGCUGAUGAUGGGAAACUACACGCUACCCAACACCUCCACCCUGCUGGAGCAGCUAGACACAAUCGACAACGCUGCCUGCAGCUGGAUACGCUUCAUGUCAAAGGUCAGUGUGGACGUGUUCAAAGGCUUCCCUGAUGAGGACAGCAUAGUCAACUACACCCUGAACCAGGCCUACCAGGACAAUGUUUCUGUGUUUGCCAGCGUGAUUUUUCAGACCAACAAGGAUGGUUCUUUGCCACCUCAUGUUCUGUACAAAAUAAGACAGAACUCCAGCUUCACAGAGAAGACUAAUGAAAUCAGAAGAGCCUACUGGCGACCUGGGCCCAACACCGGUGGGAAAUUCUACUUCCUCUAUGGUUUUGUGUGGAUUCAGGAUAUGAUAGAAAGAGCCAUAAUCAACACAUUUGUGGGUCACGAUGUGGUGGAACCCGGGAACUAUGUCCAGAUGUUCCCCUACCCAUGUUACACCAGAGAUGAUUUCCUGUUUGUGAUUGAGCACAUGAUGCCCCUCUGCAUGGUGAUAUCCUGGGUAUAUUCCGUAGCUAUGAUGAUUCAGCACAUAGUAGCAGAGAAAGAACAUCGGCUCAAAGAGGUCAGACUUUUCUUGGUGUCAGUAAUCUACUCCAAAGCUAAGCUAGCUUCAGCCUGUGGAGGAAUCAUCUACUUCCUCAGCUAUGUGCCCUACAUGUAUGUAGCCAUAAGGGAGGAGGUGGCCCAUGACAAGAUCACUGCCUUUGAGAAAUGCAUUGCUUCUCUCAUGUCCACCACAGCCUUCGGUCUUGGCUCCAAGUAUUUUGCCCUGUAUGAGGUGGCAGGUGUUGGCAUCCAGUGGCGCACCAUCAGUCAGUCACCUGUAGAGGGCGAUGACUUUAAUCUGAGCCUUUCCAUGAUGAUGCUCAUUAUAGAUGCUGGGGUGUACGGUGUGCUAACCUGGUACAUAGAAGCUGUUCAUCCAGGGAUGUAUGGGCUGCCACGCCCAUGGUACUUCCCUCUGCAGAGGUCCUAUUGGUCAGGCAGUGGGCGUGUUGAGGCCUGGGACUGGCCCUGGUGUGGAGGAGGAUCUGCCAGGCUCAGUGUGAUGGAGGAGGAUCAGGCUUGUGCCAUGGACCAGCGCCGGUCCGAGGAGAUGCGGGGCAUGGAGGAGGAGCCGAGCCACCUGAGCCUGGUGGUCUGCAUAGACAAACUGACCAAGGUGUACAAGACCGGCAGCAAACUGGCCCUCAACAACCUGAGCCUCAACCUCUAUGAAAACCAGGUGGUCUCCUUCCUGGGACACAAUGGAGCUGGAAAAACCACCACCAUGUCCAUCCUGACAGGCUUGUUUCCUCCCACCUCCGGCUCUGCCACCAUAUACGGCCACGACAUCCGCACCGAAAUGGAUCGGAUCCGUCAGAACCUGGGCAUGUGUCCGCAGCACAACGUUCUGUUUGAUAAGCUCAGUGUAGAGGAGCACCUAUGGUUCUACUCCAGGCUCAAGGGCAUGGCAGAGGACGACAUCCGCAAGGAGAUGGACAAAAUGAUUGUGGACCUAGAGCUAUCUAACAAGCGCCACAGCUUGGUCCAGACGCUGUCAGGUGGGAUGAAGCGGAAGCUGUCGGUGGCCAUCGCCUUCGUAGGCGGCUCCAGGGCCGUCAUUCUGGACGAGCCCACUGCGGGGGUGGAUCCUUACGCCCGCAGGGCCAUCUGGGACCUGAUCCUCAAGUACAAACAGGGCCGGACCAUCCUGCUGUCCACUCAUCAUAUGGACGAAGCCGAUCUUUUGGGAGAUCGCAUUGCCAUCAUCUCACAUGGAAAGCUGAAGUGCUGUGGAACACCACUUUUCUUGAAGAGCACUUAUGGAGAUGGAUACAAACUGACGCUGGUGAAAAAGCAAAGUGAAGGCCAGGGCAGCCAGCCCAAGUCUCCCUCCUCUUCAUCUCCAUCCUCUUCGCUGUCACCCUGCUCAGAAACCCAGGUCACCGACUUUAUUCAGCAGUUUGUGGCUACCUGCCUGCUGGUGUCAGACUCCAACACUGAGCUCUCCUAUGUCCUGCCCUCCGAAUCGGUCAAGAAGGGCAGCUUUGAGAGGCUGUUCCAGGCUUUGGAGCAGAGCUUGGCUGACCUGGCUCUGACCAGCUUUGGAGUGAUGGACACCACGCUGGAGGAAGUGUUCCUCAAAGUCUCUGAGGAAGACCAGUCUCUGGACAACAGUGAUGCUGACAUGAAGAGCUCGCCUGGGGGCAGCUCACUGGGGAAGCUGUCCGUGGGAUCAGGGGCUCAAGAUGGACCAGUGCCUGAGACCGGACGUUCGCUGCACAACGAGAAGUCUGAGGUUGAGCUGAGCAAUCUGGUGCAGUGCUCCAGGCUUAGCCAGAGCCAGCUGUCACUGAAAUCUUCCUCGUCUGUGGGCUCAGUGCGUGGAGAUGAGGGGGGGCUGUAUGCAGACUUCUUUGGGGAUUACUGCCCUCUGUUUGAGAACGGCCAGGAGUCGGACUCUGCCAGCCUGAGAGGCGAUCCAGAAAAUCCCACCUCCCCAGAGCUGGAAGACCUGGAGGGGCAGGGCAGCUUCAAGCUGGAGGGCUGGUGGCUGAAACUGAGUCAGUUUCAUGGCCUCAUCAUAAAGAGGUUCCACUGUGCCAAGAGAAACACCAAGGGCCUCUUCUCCCAGAUCCUCCUGCCUGCUUUCUUUGUCUGUGUGGCUAUGACUGUGGCCUUAUCCGUGCCUGAGAUCGGAGAUCUACCACCGCUCAUCCUGUCUCCUUCUCAGUAUCAUAACUACACCCAGCCCAGAGGCAACUUCAUCCCCUACGCCAAUGAAGACAGGCCCCAGUACAGGAGUACGCUGUCACCAGAUGCCAGGCCUCACAAGAUCAUCAACACCCUCCGACUUCCCUCAGGUGUGGGGGCAACAUGUGUCCUUAAGACCCCCUUCAACAGCACCCUGGACCAGCUGGCCCGGACCCUCAACCCCAGCGCCAACAACUCCAAGACCCUGGCUGCCCAGUACUUUGACUCUAUGUGUCUGGACUCCUUCACCCAGGGGGUCCCCCUCUCCAACUUUGUGCCCCCGCCACCUUCCCCGGCUCCCUCAGAUGACCCAGACCCUCGUUUUAUUGCCCCUCCAACCACAAUUCACGAGCCCGUUACAUCUCCUCCUACCCUCCCUCUCUCCAUCCGUGAGCCGGUGCGCUGUACCUGCUCUAUGCAGGGCACAGGCUUCUCCUGCCCAGGUGGGGUCGGAGGUCGCCCCCCUCUCAUGAAGGUGGUGACGGGGGACAUUUUGGUGGACAUCACAGGCCGGAACGUCUCUGAAUAUCUGCUCUUCACUUCGGACAGAGUGCGGCUCCACAGAUAUGGUGGUUUAACUGUGGGGAACAUCCAGAAAUCCAUCCCUGCCUCCUUCGGAAGGAACAUUCCUCCAAUGGUCCGCAAGAUAGCCGUACGCAGAUCAGCUCAGGUCUUGUACAACAACAAAGGCUACCACAGCAUGCCAACCUAUCUGAAUGUACUGAACAAYGCCAUCCUGCGCGCCAACUUACCUGCAUCCAAAGGCAACCCUGCUGCUUAUGGAAUCACACUGACCAACCAUCCGAUGAAUAGAACCAGUGCCAGCCUGUCUUUGGACUAUUUGCUGCAGGGCACCGACGUGGUGAUCGCCAUCUUCAUUAUUGUUGCCAUGUCCUUCGUACCUGCCAGCUUUGUGGUUUUCCUGGUUGCAGAGAAAUCCACUAAAGCCAAACAUCUGCAGUUCGUCAGCGGCUGUGACCCCGUCAUCUACUGGCUGGCCAACUACAUCUGGGACAUGCUAAACUACCUGGUACCUGCCACAUGUUGCGUCAUCAUCUUGUUUGUGUUCGACCUGCCAGCCUACACCUCCCCCACCAACUUCCCAGCUGUCCUCUCCUUGUUCCUGCUCUACGGGUGGUCCAUCACUCCCAUCAUGUAUCCAGCAUCCUUCUGGUUUGAUGUUCCCAGCACAGCCUAUGUCUUCCUCAUCGUCAUCAACCUCUUCAUAGGCAUAACUGCAACUGUGGCCACCUUCCUCCUGCAGCUGUUUGAGCAUGACAAGGAUCUGAAGAGGGUCAACAGUUACCUGAAGUCCUGCUUCCUCAUCUUCCCCAACUACAACCUGGGUCACGGUCUGAUGGAGAUGGCCUACAACGAGUACAUCAAUGAAUACUACGCUAAAAUAGGCCAGUUUGACAAGAUGAAGUCUCCAUUUGAGUGGGAUAUUGUGACUCGAGGACUCGUUGCUAUGACGAUAGAAGGCUUUGUUGGCUUCCUUAUCACCAUCCUUUGCCAAUACAACUUCCUGAGGAAACCACCGAGGGUGCCGGUCAGCUGCCAGCCUGUCGAUGAUGAUGAUGUAGAUGUGGCCUGUGAGAGACGGAGAGUACUGCGGGGCGACGCCGACAGCGACAUGCUGCAGAUCCAGAACCUGACAAAGGUGUAUAAAUCCAGGAAGAUGGGUCGCAUCCUGGCCGUGGACCGCCUGUGUCUCGGCGUCCGGCCCGGGGAGUGCUUUGGGUUGCUGGGAGUUAACGGAGCAGGGAAGACCACCACGUUCAAGAUGCUCACCGGAGACGAGUGCACCUCUGGAGGAGAGGCUUUCAUCAACAGAAACAGCAUCCUGAAGGACCUGCUGCGUGUCCAGCAGAGUAUCGGCUACUGUCCACAGUUUGACGCUCUGUUUGAUGACCUGACUGCCAGGGAGCAUCUGCAGCUUUACACUCGCCUUCGGGGCAUUCCCUGGAAGGACCAGGACAGAGUUGUGCAGAGGGCUUUAGAAAAGCUGGAGCUAUCCAAGUAUGCAGACAAGCCAGCUGGCACUUACAGCGGAGGAAACAAGCGCAAGCUGUCCACGGCUAUUGCUCUGAUCGGAUACCCGUCCCUCAUCUUCCUGGAUGAACCCACCACUGGCAUGGACCCCAAGGCCCGCAGGUUCCUCUGGAAUCUAAUCCUGGACAUAAUCAAGACGGGCCGCUCUGUUGUGCUCACAUCACACAGCAUGGAGGAAUGUGAGGCACUGUGCACUCGACUGGGAAUUAUGGUAAACGGCCGGUUUAAAUGUCUGGGCAGCAUCCAGCAUCUAAAGAACAGAUUUGGGGAUGGCUACAUGAUAACUGUGAGGACUAAAAGCAGCGGUAAUGUGAAGGAGGUGGUGCGGUUCUUCAACAGGAACUUCCCUGAAGCCAUUCUGAAGGAGCGUCACCACACCAAGGUCCAGUACCAGCUCAAGUCUGAGCGCAUCUCCCUGGCCCAGGUGUUCAGUAAGAUGGAGCAGGUGGUGGAGGUCCUGGGCAUUGAGGACUACUCCGUCAGUCAAACCACCCUGGACAACGUGUUUGUUAACUUUGCCAAGAAGCAGAGCGACAACCUGGAGCAGCAGGAGGUUCUGCCCCCUGGUGGCGGGCAGUCCCCAUUGCAGCGCAUCUUCAGUUUCCUGAAAGUCCGGCCUGCCAACACAGAGUUGAAUUCUCUGAUCAGUGAGGCUCCAGAGGAGCUCGAAAGUGAUGAUGAUGAAGGACUCAUCAGUUUUGAAGAAGAAAGGGUGCAGCUCUCCUUCAACACAGACACCCUCUGUUAAAACAGAAAACCUUAAGUGAGACUGAACUGAUCCCACUCUUUUGGACCACUGAGGCUUAAAGAGUGACCUCUGACCCCGGGGGUCAUUUGGACCUCUGCAGACUGCGGGUGGGGACAGUGGUGGCUGCAGGACCAGGAUGGAGGGUCACUCCACCCACAGCUUCUCCUGAAUGUAUGAGUGGCUGCCAUGCAGCUACACCUGGAUAGAUGUGAACGAUUGUUUGGUUCUGCAGAUUAUUUUGACCAGACUGGAACCAGACUGGA
Molecule: messenger RNA, 7884 nt
Organism: Poecilia reticulata (guppy)
Lineage: Eukaryota; Metazoa; Chordata; Actinopteri; Cyprinodontiformes; Poeciliidae
Source: RefSeq, a predicted model, not a curated record